ACGAUGCUGCGCCACGCCGACCGAGCGAUGUUGAUGGGGCUGCUGGGACUCCUCCUCCUGCCCCCCCUCUGCUCAGCCAUGAUAUUGUCAAACGGCACCAACAAUGGACCGGGCCCUUAUGUGGCCGAGUUCCGCAUUGGGCCCCGGAUGGGCCCCGAGGACAUGAACAGGACCGAGGGGGACUUCGGUGUGCCUGACCCCUCCAUGAACUUCUUGCACAACACGACCUUCAUGCCCGAAGGCGCGAUGUUUUCCCCCCCCAUGCCGGACCCCGCGCUCUGCUCCAUGCUGAUGAACAUGCCGAUCCCGCCGGUGGACCAGAUCCCACUGUCCUGCCUGUGCUCCCUCUGUAAGGGCACCGCGGGGCCCAAAGGGGACCGUGGGGACCGGGGCCUCCCAGGAGCCCCAGGGAGUGCCGGGAUGAGAGGGAUGACGGGCUUCACCGGGCCGCGAGGAUUCACCGGCGUUCAGGGGAUGAAGGGUCAGAAGGGAGACCAGGGGGAGAAGGGCCAGGUCGGCGACGUCGGAUUCACCGGGGUGAAAGGCUCACGAGGCUACAAAGGAGAAAAAGGGGACUUCGGAUCUGAAGGCCCCCCAGGAUCCCCGGGCUCUAAGGGAGAAAGCGGUAUUUGUCCCGCCUCCUGUGAAAGUGUGCAAGGUCCGCCGGGUCUACAAGGCUCUCCUGGACCAGCCGGAGCCCGGGGCCUUCCUGGGGUCCAAGGGCCGAUGGGACAGAAAGGUAUGAAGGGCCCUAAGGGGGACCUGGGAACCCCCGGAAACCACGGUGUUGACGGCCAGAAGGGGGAUCAAGGUGCGCAGGGGAUGUGUAACUGCACGGAUGGUGAAAACGGCACAAAUGGGCUUCCAGGAGCACAAGGGUUCAAGGGGGACAAAGGGGAUCUUGGUGCCCAAGGUGAGAAAGGCUCCAUGGGGCUUAAGGGCAACAAGGGCGACCUGGGUGUGAGGGGGGUCCCCGGGCCAUGCUCCUCGCCCAUCAGAUCUGCAUUCUCUGCCGCUCUGGACUCCUCUUAUCCUGCUCCAAACUGGCCAAUCCCUUUCACUCGAGUCAUCUUCAACCUGUAUGGCCACUUCAACCCAAUGAUGGGCAUGUUCACGGCGCCCGUCAACGGCACCUACAUCUUCAGCUUCAGCCUGGCCGUCUCCGGGAAGCCCGUCGUCGUCGGCGUGUACAAAAACUUUGAGCGCAUGGCCAUAGCGACGGAAGUGAACAACCUGUCCUCCGCCACGCAGACAGUCAUCAUGCACCUCUUCAUGGGGAACAAGGUGUGGCUGCAGGUGAAGGACGCCAACUUCAACGGCGUGAUGUCCGGCGAAGAUAACAUGAGCACAUUCUCCGGGCAUCUGCUGUACCCCGACUCCUGCGAAAUGCCCAUCAUAGGUCGAGAGGGUGCUUUUCCAAUUCCCGAUGAAUAUUCUGAGGGCGACUUCAUCUGGAAAAAUUCCACACAAACCACCACCACGCCUGAACCAUAGUCAGUCAGUGGCGGGUAGAUAAAGCCCCCAGCCAAUCAAAACAACUGCAUGUUUUAAAGGAGGGGUAUUCUGUCACAUUAUCCACUAAAGUAAAACAGUUUUAUCGUCUGACACCGCAGUAGGGAUGGGAAAUCGCAUAGCGGGGGGUACAGGACUUUCAGAUCUACAGGUUUAAUGACAACACAAUCAUUCGGUAAGACUUCUAAUGCGAUGCUAACUGAGGGUCACAUUCAGAUGAUUUUCGGUUGCUUUAUUUUUUGGGCUGAAUCAGGGUCGUUGAGUCAGGUAGGAGGUAAAGACCCGGCGGCGGCAAGGUAGCCAAUGAGAUGGCUGUUAUCAAAUUAUAUCCACUUCACAUUCACAUCCCUGGACGUUUCCUCUGAGCGUUACUUCAAGGCUGACCUUUUGGGUUUCCAGGUGAGACAUCUCAGCAGCUGGACUAACUUAACUUAACCAUUACAAUUUCUAAACGACAUUCCCAGGGUAAUCAGCCCCUUAACCUCACCCCAACCCUAGCCAUCACCCGGACCAGGUCCCAUAUGGACGGCCACCUCGUAGCCCGAGACAUCAAAUGGUAAACGACAGUCCCUGUGGUACAUUUCACAUCACUGCAUUAGGUUGGGUGAAAGCAAUAAUAUUAAGUUGAACCUACUUAAAUUAUUGCUUUCAACCAACCUAAUGCAGUUUAAUUAAAGUCAGUGUGUCAGGGGAUAUCUAUAUUUUCUUUCCUCUCUUUGCAUCCUGGUUUAUUGAACUCCUAACAGACAGUGUUGUGAUGGAGUCUUGGAAAACCAAAGCAAAUUGAUGGAAACAAAAGAAUAAUGGUUUUUAUUUAAAUGCGACUCAUUAAGGGAAAUACCCCUCCUUUAAAAGUGGAGAUAAAUUCAGUCUCAUGAUUCAACACUCAGUGAAAUAGCAAAAUGCACGACUGAUUUUCAUUGUGUAAUAACUUUAAGGAAUGGUUAGAGCGCUGCGCUGCAGAGGUUCAGAAGGAUCUCACGCUAAAUUUUUUAAAGCACUACGAAUCCUCACAGUAAAUGUUUUGUAAUCCCGGAGUUCAGCUUGCUGCAGUUUAGUUUUAGACCCUUAACACUUCCCCUUUUGAAAUGUGGAGGAUGCAUAAAGUUUGAUCAAAGUUAAUUGUUUUAAAUUGCAAGCAAAGCGUCCACAUGGAUCCCAAGUCCUGCAACAGCGUAGUCAUUUUCUUUCAGACAAAGGCAACAGAGACGAGUUCGACAUCGCAGCGUUCCUUCAUUCAGUGACCAUGGAAAGAUAAAACCAAGUCUAAAUAUUCAGAUUCGUCGCAUCCUGGAUCGUUGUAGUUUUGGCUGAUUUGUCUUUCUUUUUUUCUAUUACAGCACAAAGAGGGUUAGGACACUCUUUAAAACAGGCCAGGCCGGAUCUUCUUUGAGGGAAUUGUUAUUUGGAAGAGGCAGAAAGCUUUGUUGAAUCUCUUCAGUUUCUCGUUUUAAUCACAGACCUUAUUUCAGGCUUCUCACCAAAGACAAAAAAACAUUCUCAUCUCCGUGUUUUAGGACUCAUUCCUGCACCUCUCUUUUCCUUGGCAGUCAAAAUGGAUCGGUUGUAUCUAGACUCGAUACGUGAAAGCCAAAGUGAAGUCGGAUCUGAUGCGGGGUGCAGACCUUUGUCCCUAAAACCUGCUUGAGCAAGCUAACUGCAGCUAAUCCUGGCAGGAAAUUGGUCCAAUACACAUCUGAAUUACACAAUAUUUAAACCUCAGCCACCAUUGAGCUGACUCAGUUAGCUGGCUGGGUUUAUAGAUAAGCUAGCCAUAACAAUGAAUAGCACGGUGUGAGAUCCCCAGUGAAAACACAACCUUUAAAUUGUUGCACUUCUUUUGUCAAAGCUACGUUUUUAAAUUCAACCUCCAGAAUAUUUUGGUUUAGAAUAAGAAGUCAUUUGUACUGAAAAUAAAUCUGCCAGAGAGAGAGAGAGGGAUCGUAAAGGGAAAAGGUCGUCUAUUGAAAAUGUAAAUAUGUGAAUCAGCACCGUGCAAAAGUAAAAUCAGAGAGAGGGAAGACGCUGGGAGGGAAAGGAGACGGUGGAGCUACAGGUACAGACAACAGGACCUACUUUGUAUUUUGGUUUGUUUGUCAACCAAAUAAAGUCAUCAAGUUUAAGGGUGGGCUCAAACGAAUGCUGCUUAAUAAAACAAACAUCAUGAGGAACUCGUUUGUUACUCAGAAGAUUGAUAUGUCUCUCAUUAUUUUAGAUAACAGAUAUUGAGCAAGGUAACAAGGGGUUAUAUUAUGCCUUUGAUUUCUGGACCUUUUGGUAAUAGGGCGACACAGAAGUACAAAUAAAUGAAACCUCUCCCGGAGCGCUGACUGAGGCGUGCUGAGCGAUAACGGAGAGCUGUGUGAGAGGCUGUGAUAUGUGCAUUGAAG
Molecule: messenger RNA, 3902 nt
Organism: Eleginops maclovinus (Patagonian blennie)
Lineage: Eukaryota; Metazoa; Chordata; Actinopteri; Perciformes; Eleginopidae
Product: otolin-1
Exons: 5
Coding region: 4-1494 (496 amino acids)
Molecular function (GO): protein binding
Source: RefSeq, a predicted model, not a curated record